This is a messenger RNA of Dichomitus squalens LYAD-421 SS1, 2991 nucleotides long. Its product is annotated as vacuolar assembling protein VPS41. Lineage: Eukaryota; Fungi; Basidiomycota; Agaricomycetes; Polyporales; Polyporaceae. Bases 1 to 2991 code for a protein of 996 amino acids. The record is from RefSeq and is a predicted model, not a curated record. Gene Ontology annotation, cellular component: HOPS complex; late endosome. Gene Ontology annotation, molecular function: protein binding. Gene Ontology annotation, biological process: macroautophagy; endosomal vesicle fusion; vesicle-mediated transport. The transcript is spliced from 10 exons.
AUGACUGAGGCGAGCGACGAGGAUGAACACAACGAAGAGGUGAAGUCGCAUGAGAAUGGUGAAGCGCAUGUGGAGAAUGAGAAUGAGACUGAGGAGAGCGAGGGGGAAGAGAGCGAGGAAGAGGCCACAGAUGAAGAGGAAGAGGAUGAGGGUGAGGAAGACGACGACGACGACGAUGACGAGCCCGCGCUCAAGUACGAACGUCUUGGAGGCAUUGCGCAUCAGCUCCUACAGAAGGACUCCGCAUCUGCGCUCGCUUAUUCGAACCAGCAUCUGGCUCUUGGAACACAUGGGGGAAAGCUACAUGUACUCGACUUGGCUGGCCAGCCGGUCAAAUCCUUCGCGGCGCAUACUGCAUCCAUCCUUGACAUAUCUAUGGAUAGCACAGGCGAUUGGAUAGCCACAGCUUCGAUAGACGGACAGGUCGCAGUAUAUUCCCUGUCCAACCCCGAGACAUACGUUUUCAAUAUGAAACGUCCACUCCGCACUGUCGCCCUCGAACCCAGCUUCGCGAAGAGCAGUACGCGUUCGGUCGUCUCAGGUGGCAUGGCUGGUAACCUCGUCCUGCACGAGAAAGGCUGGCUUGGAUACAAGGAGACGAUCCUCCACUCUGGCGAGGGGCCCGUCUGGCAAGUCCGGUGGCGCGACAAUCUCAUUGCAUGGGCGAACGACCUCGGCGUCAAGAUCUACGACACGCAUUCGCAGAGUCGCAUAACGUUCAUCGACCGGCCGGCCGACAGCCCGCGUGCAGACCUGUUCAAGUGCACGCUCCAUUGGCAAGACGAGAACACGCUCCUUAUUGGUUGGGCGGACCACAUCAAGGUUGCGCGCGUCCGCGCGCGCCCCCGCAAGUCCUCUGGCUCCAAUCUCCCUCCUCUGCUCGUCGAGAUCACUGCUGUCUUCCAGCUCGACUGUAUGAUCUCCGGCAUCGUUCCCCAUCUCAUGACUCGAUCCCCUUCUGCCGUCCAAACCCAUGAUGCCCUCGUGAAAAACGGCUCAGUGCGCUCGACGGUGUCCCCUAUUCUGACUUCGUUCCUCAUCCUCGCGUACACGCCACCCGAUACCUCACUCCUUACUGGAAACGAAGCGACGGCAGAUCGGGCGGAGCAGGCGCGCAAGCUCGCAGAACGCCCCGAGCUCCGUAUCAUCUCGCGCUCGGGUGAGGAGCUCUCUGCGGACGCACUCGGCAUCUCUGGCUACGAACGAUGGGGAUGUAACGACUAUGUCCUCGUAGACAUCGAGGCCGCCCCAGCUAAGGGCCCUCCCGGCGCUGCACAAGGUGGAGAGAGGUACUACAUCGUCUGUAGUCCCCGUGAUAUCGUCGUAGUGAAGCCGCGCGACUGGCGCGACCACGUCGCAUGGCUCGUCGAGCGGAAGCGGUACGAAGAGGCGCUCGACGUCAUCGAGCGCAUGGGGCACGAAGAACCUGGCGUGACCAAGGCGGAAAAGGACGAGCUGGACGCGGUGCAGAUCGGGCAACGCUACGUAGAGCACCUCGUCGGCGAGGGCGACUUCGUCAAGGCGGCGCGCUUGUGCCCGAAGGUCUGCGGCCAUGACACGAAACGAUGGGAAGAUUGGAUCUUCGUAUUUGCGCAGAAGCACCAAUUACAGGCGAUCAUCCCGUUCGUCCCGACGGAGUCGCCGACUUUGGGACAUCUGGUGUAUGAGAUGAUCCUUGCACACUUUCUUCAACACGAUCGACAGACGCUACUGCAAACGAUCAAGACAUGGCCGAAGGGUAUCUACGACAUUUCCGCCGUCAUCGUAGCCGUCCAAUCCGAACUUGACCGUGCGCCGUCGUCUUCGUCUAAGAAGCCUGACGGGCCGGAUACGGUCAUUCUCAUGGAGUGCCUCGCGGAGCUCUACACACUCAACCGCCAGCCAGGCAAAGCACUCCCGUACUUCCUCCGCUUACGUCGUCCAAAUGUGUUCGAUCUCAUUCGAGAGAACAACCUCUUCACGGACGUGCAGGACCAAGCUCUGCUCCUCGUCGAGUUCGAUCAGGAGUUACAGGAGAAGCGCAAGAAGGAUGGGGAGGACAUCGAUACUGAUCCAACCGCGGCCAUAACGCUGCUGGUCGAUCACAUUCACUCAAUACCCAUGACUCGUGUUGUGCAGCAGCUGCAGAACCGGCCAUAUUAUCUAUACCUCUACUUGAAUGCGCUCUUCCAGAAGGACCCCCACUUGACCUCUUCAUACGCCGAUACCCAGGUCAAGCUCUAUGCAGAGUAUGCCCCACGCAAACUCAUUGAUUUCCUGCGCGCCAGCCAGUACUAUAGCUUAGAAGAGGCGUACAAAGUUUGCAACGAGCGCGACCUCGUACUAGAGAUGGUCUUCCUUCUUGGACGCAUGGGCAAUAAUAAGAAGGCGCUACAUCUCAUCAUCGAGAGGCUAGGAGACGUCAAUCGCGCUAUUGAUUUCGCCAAGGAGCAGCACGACGAUGACCUCUGGGAGGACCUCUUGCGAUACUCGGAGACAAGACCGGCGUUCAUACGCGGAUUACUGGAGAACGUUGGAGCCGAGAUUGAUCCUAUUCGUCUCAUCCGCCGCAUAAAGAACGGUCUGGAGAUUCCUGGUCUGAAGGGCGCCCUCAUCAAGAUCCUCCACGACUUCAACCUGCAAGUGUCAUUGCUGGAGGGCUGCCAGACAAUCAUGAACGGCGACUGCGCAGACUUCGCACGGAAGCUACAUCGAAAUCAGACGAGCGGCUUCUUCCUCAGUGCGAAGACACCAUGUCCGAUCUGCAACAAGCCGAUUGGGCAAGGACUCAAUAGCCUUGCGCUUCUCUUCCUGUGUCGUCAUGUCGUGCACGCCGACUGUGUCCAGCACGAUGAAGAGCUGCCACAUCAACCGGAUCCAACAUUGGUCGGUAUGGGGAUUGGAGGCCAGCCGGGUCUGAGUGGCAAGGUUGCGUUCACGGCCAUCCUUCGCGCGAGGAUUACUCAAGGUUGCCCAGUAUGCCACAAGCGAAGCGAAGGGCAACGGACUUGA